GCGAAUUGAUGGAAAUUUGAAAUUAGUUUUCCGUAAGGUUGCGUGUGCUGUUAUUAUCGGCAAACCACAAUGAGUUCUGCAGAUAUUGAAGAAUCUAUUACACCUGGAAGUGUUGAUUAUAAAGGAAAAUCUGCAUGGCAAGAAAUUCGCCACUGUGUUCGAUCUUCUCGUAAAAUCCACUCACAAUUUGCGCAAAAAGUCCCGCACGAUUUUACGUUUGUUUUAAACAAUACUGACACGGAUCAAAACAAAACUGGGACUGAGUUUUCUGAAAAUAAAGUUUCGCGUCUUUUCUUCUUGGGUGUGCUUCAGGGUCAAAGAGAAAACACCUUAUUAUACGUGGACAUACCAAACACAUCAACCAAUCUAACAUUAGAUAAGCCAGCCGAAUGGAAUUCUGCUUUUGGAUAUUUUCAGCCAAAUUUGCAAACGGACAAAUACUCAAAAGAGGAAGAACUUUUACGCGAGAGAAAAAGGGUCUCGUUUCAUGGUAUAACGUCAUACCACAUCAGUUUCAACAACCAAGUUCUCAUGUUCCCUUCUACUGGCAGCAUAUAUACAAUAAGGAUGGAGGAUCUUGGAAGGGUAGAAUCAAAAUAUUCUAUUCGAUCUGGAAUGUUUCUUAUGAAUUAUGUCGUGGAACCUAAACAUGUUGACACAAGUUGCCAACACAGUAGAAUGGACCCCAAGUUUUCACCAACCGACCCAAACCUCAUAUCUUUUAUCCAUGAUAACGAUAUAUGGGUGACACACACUGGGAGUGGGUGUGAAAAAAGGCUCACUCAUUUCCAUAAAGGUUGUAAGAACAAAACGGACAACUAUUUAUCUGCUGGCAUUGCCUCAUAUAUCGUACAAGAGGAAUUUGAUCGCUACACUGGGUACUGGUGGCAACCUAACAACCCUGCAGGUGUUCACCGCAUUCUGUAUGAACUUGUCGAUGAAUCUGAAGUUGAAAUCCUUCAAAUCUCGAACCCUUUGGGUCAGCCGAGUUGCGACUCUUAUAGAUAUCCAACACCAGGUUCCCCAAAUGCGCGAGUAACUUUACAGUUGGUUGAAUUCACAACCACUGGAAAUGGAGAGAUUCAAAACCUCAUCACAAGAAAGCUAUCUGAGCCUUUGCAUGAAAUAUUCCCAUGGUUGGAAUACAUAGUGAGAAUAUCAUGGAUACCUAGUGGAAAGGGAGUAUGGGCUCAACUUCUGGACCGAAAGCAGCAAAAAACUGCCGUUGUUUAUAUUCCGUUGUCCCGUUUUACCCACAGUAGUAGUGGGGGGUGUGUUGAACCAUCUUACCCCGCCGAGGGGGUGGGUAAUGGGGUCGACAUCGAGAUGAUUGACGAUACACCGACAACCACUUUAACCUCUUUAUAUUCGAAUGUCAAAAUAUUAUAUGAAGAGACAUCGGAUGUUUGGAUCAAUGUCCACGACACGAUUUACUUUUUCAAAGAUAAUCUUCCCGAUGAAGUUCGUUUCAUCUGGGCAAGUGAACAUACAGGGCACAGACAUUUAUAUCUUAUCAGCUCGCAACUGAAACAGCCUUGCAGUUCAAAGAGACACAGCACCGGGGAUCUUGUUUCAGGCGAUUCAAGAUAUUGUGUAUGUACAGUGACACCUCUUACUUGUGGGGAAUGGGAGGUCUUGGAACAUUCAGAUUCAUUGUGGGUGAACGAAGACACACAACAAGUAUAUUUCAUGGCGCUCAAGGAUUCACCGCUUGAAAGUCAUUUAUACAAAGUAUCUUACAGCAAUCCUCAGGAACCUGUGUGUUUAACUCAGUUCGGAUAUUCACAUGCAGUGUCUAUGAGCAAGGGUUGUGAGCAAUACGUGUCGGUAUCUAGCAACAUUCACGAGUUGUAUUCGGCAAAGAUCUUCAAAUGUUCGUCCCAACCUGAGGUGUUGGUCAACUUACUUGAUUCAUCUUCAGGCGUACCCGACUACACCCCUCCACAACUUUUCUCAUUCACCAAUUCGUCGGGCGAUCAAAUACACGGGUUGUACCACGCGCCAAGUAACUUGGAAGUUGGGAAGAAGUACCCGACGGUGUUGUACGUAUACGGGGGACCACACGUUCAAUUAGUGACCAACUCGUUCAAAGGUUUGCGAUACCAACGUUUAUAUACGUUGUCAUUACUUGGAUACGUGGUUGUUAUUAUUGAUGGGAGAGGUUCAACGCACAGGGGGCUCAAGUUUGAAAGUUAUCUCAAAAAUAAAAUGGGUAAAGUGGAGAUGGACGACCAAGUUGAAGGAUUACAAUAUUUAUCCCAUAAGUUGAAUUAUAUGGAUCUAACACGAGUAGCCAUUCAUGGAUGGUCAUAUGGUGGUUAUUUAUCAUUGAUGGGUCUUGCACAACGCCCCGAUAUUUUCAAGGUUGCAAUAGCUGGAGCACCCGUGGUUAACUGGACAAAAUACGACACCGGUUACACGGAGAGGUACAUGGGAACACCUGAUGCAAACCCUGAAGCUUAUGAUGAAGGCUCAGUUACAAGAUGUGCUGCUAGCUUCCCUAACGAGCCAAAUAGACUGUUGAUAGUUCACGGUCUAAUUGAUGAAAACGUACAUUUUGUCCACACUACUGAUCUUAUAAGCGCGCUUGUGAAAUGUUGCAAACCUUACCAACUACAGAUCUACCCCGCUGAAAGACACGGCAUCCGCAACCCCGACAGCAACGAACAUUUCGAGGUUGCCGUCAUUUCAUUUUUACAACAACAUUUGUAAUGACUUUGAUUUAGAAAUUGAUUUUAGACAAAAUUUAAUUUAAGUUUAUAAUGGUGCUUGUUAUAUAUCAGUGCUUCUCAACCUUUUUGCAAAACAAUCCAAAAAUUAAACAUAAAUUUGAAAAAAAAUGUUGACAACCUAAUUUCUGAAAACUAUAACUUUUGUAAAAACUUUCACAAUAACAUUCAAAAGGGUAGUAGGCGACCCAACCAAAUCCCCCACACCAACCACUGUAGUGGGCAACCCAACCAAAUCAAAUGGUGACCGAGGGGUUGAGAAGCACUUUGUUGAAUGAUUCAGCCUUAUAAUAUUUCUUAACAUGUAUAAGUACUAUGGUUAAUUUUAUUUAAAAACUUGAAUUUUAUUGUGAUUUUAUUUGGUAACUAUGUCAGCAACAGUAUUACUCAAUGCGUUCGCAAAACAUGUUCAAUAAAUAAUUGAAAAAGUUU
This is a messenger RNA of Ciona intestinalis (vase tunicate), 3161 nucleotides long. NCBI's taxonomy places the organism in Eukaryota, Metazoa, Chordata, Ascidiacea, Phlebobranchia, Cionidae. The record is from RefSeq and is a predicted model, not a curated record.